Rotaria socialis is the source of this 1392-nucleotide messenger RNA. Lineage: Eukaryota; Metazoa; Rotifera; Eurotatoria; Philodinida; Philodinidae. The record is from the annotation of a GenBank genome assembly.
AUGACUUAUGAAGCGCGUAAUCUUCUCAACUCGUCUGAAGAUUUUAAUAUUGAUUACAGUGAUGUUAAAUUGAAUUUAAAAUUGCUUAAUAAAUAUUUUGAAGUCAAUACGCUCGAUGAAAUACUGGUACGUCGUCGAAAUGAAUUCAAAAUACGUGCUGAACAUUUACAACAACGUAAAGAAGCUUUGCAUGAAAGAGAAAUAAUGUUUAAAGAAAGAAUAAUCAGUUAUGAAAUGUAUAUACGAGAAUUAGCAAUGAAACGUGAUCGAUCGUUGAGACGAAUUGAUGAUGAAAAACGUUUUAUUGAAAAUAAAAAAAUCGAAAUCGAAUCCCUUAAUCAAGAAAUUCAACAAAUACAAGAAGAAAAUAAAAAAUUAGAAAAUAUUAUUCUUCAGUAUCAACCUCAUUUAAAUCUUCUGACACAAAUCGUUGAUCGAACGGAUCGUUUUCAAUCGAUUGAUGAAAUCAUUGAAAAAUUUAAUAUGCUUCAUGCAAGUUAUCAAGAUAUUCUUAUGACUAUUAAAAAUUCUAAUCAAGAGUUGAAUGACGUACAACGACAAUUAUUAUUAACUACUGAAAAGAAAAAUACUAGAAUAUCUUCAAUGAAUAAUCAUAUAAGAGAAUUACAACAGGAUCUUACUGAAAUUCAACAACGUAUUGAUAAAAUUCAAACUGAAAUUCAUAAUUACCAACAAAUAUCCAUAGAACACUUUACAGAAAUUGGUAUCAUAAACAUUGCGAUUGAAUCAAUGUUUGAUAUAGUUAAAAGAUAUAGUCAUCGUUGUAGAAAAAAAGAUUUAAAUAUUGAUAAAUAUUCACCAAUGAGUAAUAAUAAUCAAAAUCUAUUCUUGAAAUUCAAACAAAUUGAUACAUUUCUUAGUGAUCUAAUAUACUAUGUGGAUUAUGUUAAUAGUAAACAGAAUAAUACUGUAGUAAAUAGAGAUUCCAUUGAUAAUGAUAAUAUAAAACUGAAACAAAAAAUUAGUUUAAAUCAAGUCAGAGAAAGUAUACAUGACAACAAUCAAUGGCGUGGCCCAUGUGAAAUUGAUCGGCGUGAAACACUGGCAAAGCCAAUUGAAAAAAAUUCACCACAAUCUUAUAUUUCCUUUCAAAUUCGAGGCGAAGAUAACAUACUAUAUACAGUUCAAAUGGCUCGUGUGUCUCAACCACGCAAUAGUUUGUUACCAGAUCGAUCAUCAAUAUCUAUUAGUAGUAAAGAAAAGAAAAGUAGCGUUUUUCGAACAUCUGCAUCGAAGUUACAUGGAAGUACUGAUAUACAAUUGCACUCGUUAACAAAACAAAAUACACGAAAUAGUUUCAAAUUAAUGAAUCAACAGUAUCAUGAUGACAAACAACUGCCUUUUCAGCCUGAAUUAGACUUGAUUCGUUGA